Molecule: messenger RNA, 2706 nt
Organism: Plasmodium berghei ANKA
Lineage: Eukaryota; Apicomplexa; Aconoidasida; Haemosporida; Plasmodiidae
Product: pre-mRNA-splicing factor CWC22, putative
Exons: 1
Coding region: 1-2706 (901 amino acids)
Biological process (GO): mRNA splicing, via spliceosome
Cellular component (GO): catalytic step 2 spliceosome
Molecular function (GO): RNA binding; protein binding
Source: RefSeq, a predicted model, not a curated record
AUGAGAAAGAAAAAAAAAGAUAUUGAUGAUAUUCACAAACGAAUAGCUCAAAAGGAAAAAAAAACUUUGAGCAAAAAUAAAAACGAAAACGGUAGAAGAUAUUCAAAUGACAAAGAAAGUGACAAAGAAAGUGAUACUAAGCUAGACAAAAAGGAAAAACACAAAAACAGCCACAGCAUAAGUUCUGUCGAAAGUUAUAACAACAAUAGCAGUAGCGACACAAAUAAUAGUCAUAAAAAUCAAUCUCAAAAAUCGAUCAAAUUAAAAAGAAAAAGGAAUGUAGGAAAUAAAUUAUCAAGCUCUGAAACAAGUGAAAUAAAAAAUAAAUCUGUAAAGAAUCAGAUAAAUGAAAAUGAAAAAAGUUCCAAAACUGAAGAAGAGGAAUAUCAAAAUAAUAGACAUGAGAAAACAAGUAAAGGCUCAAAUGAAAAAAAAAAAAAAAAAAAAAAAGUAAGUGAUUCUGAAGAAAAUGAAGAUAAUAAUACACAUUAUAAAAAAAAAAAUAAAAAUGACCGAAAUAAAUUAAAGAGAGGACGAAGUAAUAGUAGCUACAUGAAAAGAAUCCAAGAAAAAGAAAGAAAGCAUUUUCGAAAUAAAAAAUAUAAUAAACCAAGGGAUAUGAAAAGAACUGUAUCAAACAGUUCAAAUGAAUUUGAUAAAAAAAAAAAAAAAGACAAAAAGUAUUAUCAAAAAAGAGAUAAAGUAAAAAGUAAAAAAAGAUCGUCAUCUAUUUCAUCAUCUUAUAAAAAAAAUUCAGAUUCAGUGAGUGAUUCGAGUGGUUAUGUCCACAAAAUGAAAAUAGAAAAGCACAUUCCUCAAUGGGAACGGGAAAGAUAUAAACAUAAAUUUAGACGAAAUAGUAGUAGUAUUAGUGAACUAACUAAGCGUCGAGAAAAAAAUAUAAAGUAUAAAAAACGAGAAAAUGAAAGAAAUAGACAAAGUGAAGAAAAAAAAUAUGAUCCAUUUGAUGAAGAUAUAAAUAAAGAUGUCGAAAUUAAUGAAAAUUUAAUUGAAUAUGCAAAAAAAAAAAUAGCAAAUAUUACUACAGAAGAUAUAGGAAGAACAGGAGGGAUAUAUAUUCCACCUUUUAAAUUAGAAAGAUUACAAAAUGAAAUAACAAAUGAAAAAGGUACCGUAUAUCAAAAAAAUGAAUGGAUGAAAUUAAAAAAAAAAAUAAAUAAUAUAGUUAAUAAAGUAAAUAUAGAUAAUAUUGAAGAAAUAUGUUAUGAGUUAUUUGAAUGUAAUUUGAUAAGAGGAAAAGGAAUAUUUAGUCACGCCAUAUUACAUGCACAGUUAAGCUCUCCAGCAUUUACAAAUGUUUUUACAUGUCUUUUAUGUAUUGUUAAUUCAAAAUUUCCAAACAUUGGCUUAUUAACAAUACAUAGAACUAUAUUACAUUUUAGAAGAGCUUACAAAAGAUGUGAUAAAAUUGCAUGUUUUAAUAGUGUUAAAUUCAUAGCACAUAUGAUAAAUCAAAGAAUACUUAAUGAGAUAGCAGGAUUACAAUUAUGUUCAUUAUUAUUACAAAAUAUAACAAAUGAUUCCAUUCAAGUAUGUACAUAUUUUUUAGCUGAAGUAGGUCAACUGUAUAUGAAUAUAUGUAGAAGUGGAUUAGAUAUUAUUUUUGAUAGAUUAAAAGAUAUUAUACAAGAAGGAAAUAUAAAUGUUAAAACGCAAUAUGAUAUUGAAAAAUUAUGGAAUUAUAGAAAAGACUAUUUUAAAGAUUUUCCUACAAUUAUAGAAGAUUUAGAUAUAAUUAGUGACGAUGACAAAAUAGUUCAUGAAAUAGAUUUAUUAGAUGAAAAUAUUAAUAACCAAGAAGAAUUAAAUAUUUUUAGAGAAGUUUCAUAUGAGCAAUAUGAAAAAGAAAAUCAGGAAUGGGCUGACAUUUCACGGGAACUAUUAGAUGGAAAUGAUAAUUCAAGAAAUAAACAAAAAGACAAAAAAGGAAGUGAUAGUGAUACAAUUAGUGACAAUAGCAAAAGUGAAGAUUAUACUAAUAGUAGCACAGAUUCUGAAAAAAAAAACACAAGUGAUGAAUCAAGUAAUGUAGAAGAGGAUGAAAAUAAAGAAGAAAUACAUGAUAUGACAGAACAAUAUUUAAUUAAUUUAAGAAAAAAUAUAUAUUUAUCAAUUAUGUCAUCUUUAAGUUUUGAAGAAUGUGUACAUAAACUAUUAAAAUUAACAAUUAAAAGUGGAUAUGAAAUAGAAAUUUGUAAUAUGCUUAUAGAUUGUUGUUGCAUGGAAAAAACUUUUCAAAAAUUUUAUGCAUUACAAGGUGAAAGAUUAUGUAAAUUAAAAAUUAUUUAUCAAGAAAAUUUUGAAAAAUGUUUUGAAAAUUCAUAUAAUACAGCUCAUAGAUUAGAAACAGCUAAAUUAAGAAAUUGCUCAAAAUUUUUUGCACAUCUUUUAUAUACAGAUGCUAUUUCAUGGAAAGUAUUUACUUUAAUCAAAUUAACUGAAGAAGAUACUACAUCUUCUACAAGAAUUUUUAUUAAAAUAUUAUUACAAGAAUUAACAAAUAAUAUGGGAAUUAAAACAUUUUAUUUUAAAAUUAACCACCCUGCAAUAUCCCCAUUUUUAUCUGGUUUAUUUCCAUCAAAUAAUUCUCAAAAUAUCCGAUUUAGUAUCAACUUUUUUACAGCCAUUGGGUUGGGUGCAUUAACUAGUUCAAUGAGGAAAUUGCUUUCGACCGAGGGGCGUUAA